Messenger RNA from Camelina sativa (false flax), 1963 nucleotides. The record is from RefSeq and is a predicted model, not a curated record. NCBI's taxonomy places the organism in Eukaryota, Viridiplantae, Streptophyta, Magnoliopsida, Brassicales, Brassicaceae.
AACGGCACGCUGUUCUCUUAUGUUAAAUUAAGAGGUUUUAACUAAGAAGACCUAGACGGAGCCAAAACCCUAAACCCUCUCCUCAGUCCUCACUCACACUCACAUUCGCGAUCUGCAAAAAGCUAUGAGCAAGGUGGGCUCAUCGCUGUACAGUCGUCUCCAUGGGAUCUUCAAAGGGUCUGCAAUCGCCACCGCUAAGUCCACAAAACCUAAACGCCAAACCAAACCCAGUAAAUUCCCUAGUAAAUUGAAGGCACCCACAGCAUCUUCCACCGCCGUAGUAGACGGAGUGGAGUCGUCAAACAACGCCAAGGAAUUGAAAACUUCGAAAUUGACGAAGAAAGUAGAGAAGUUCAAGAAAUCAUGCGAGUCAGAGAGUUUCCGGCAAGUCCAUGGACUCUACAGUGCGUUUAUCCGCCGUCUCAGGGAAGCGAAGAAGUUCUCAACGAUCGACGAAGUUCUUCAGUACCAGAAGAAGUUCGAUGACAUCAAGUCUGAAGAUUUCGUUAUCCGUAUGAUGCUUUUGUAUGGCUACUCAGGAAUGGCGGAGCAUGCACACAAGUUGUUCGAUGAAAUGCCUGAGCUAAACUGUGAACGUACUGUCAAGUCGUUCAAUACGCUUUUAUCGGCUUAUGUUAAUUCAGGGAAGCUUGAUGAGGCCAUGAAGGCUUUCAAGGAGUUGCCGGAGAAGCUAGGUAUUACCCCUGAUUUGGUUACUUAUAAUACUAUGAUCAAAGCACUUUGUCGUAAAGGCUCUAUGGAUAGUAUAUUAGCCAUCUUUGAGGAGCUGGAGAAGAAUGGGUUUGAGCCUGACUUGAUUACUUUCAACACACUGUUAGAAGAGUUGUAUAGGAGGGAGUUGUUUGUUGAAGGAGAUAGGAUUUGGGAUUUGAUGAAAUCCAAGAAUCUUGCUCCUAACAUCAGGAGUUAUAACUCCAGGGUGAGAGGUCUGACUCGGAACAAGAAGUUCACUGAUGCAAUUAACUUGAUCGAUGUUAUGAAAACUGAAGGGAUCGUCCCAGAUGUUCAUACAUACAAUGCUUUCAUCACGGCUUACCGCCUUGAUAACAACCUCGAGGAGGUUAUGAAAUGGUACAAUGAGAUAAAGGAGAAGGGUCUGACUCCUGAUACGGUGACUUACUGUUUGUUAAUCCCUCUUCUCUGCAAGAAAGGUGAUCUAGAUAGAGCGGUUGAGAUAUCUGAAGAGGCCAUCAAACACAAGCUUCUGUCUCGCCCCAACAUGUACAAACCCGUGGUUGAGCGUUUGAUGGGUGCAGGCAAGAUCGAUAAAGCAACACAGCUAGUGAAGAAUGGUAAGUUACAGAGUUACUUUCGGUACCUACCAGACGUGUCUGGUAAGAAGAAGGCCACUUCCAGUCCGGUCUCGUCAAGUCCGGAAACCUCUUCGAGUCCGUUAAGUCCGGAGACCAUUCUGUUGUCUUUAAGUCUGGAGACCUCUUCAAGUCCGGACUCCUCGAGCUCGGUCUCUUCAAAUCCGGACUCUUCCAGCUCGGUCUCUUCAAAUCGGCCGACUUCUUCGAGUGUGGACUCUUCCAGCUCGGACUCGGACUCUUCCAGUCCGUAUUCUUCCAGCUCGGGCUCUUCGGGUCUGCACUCUUCCAGCUCGGAUUCUUCCAGCUCGUACACUUCCAGCUCGGGCUCUUCGAGUCCCUACUCUUCCAGCUCAGUCUCUUCGUCUGGCUUGUUGGACGAUUAAGAGUGGUUGAUCAGCGUUUAGCAACUGGAAUGCGUGAUGAUGUUGGCCUCCUAUAUCUUGUUAUCACUUGUUUAGAUUUGGUAACCCAGUGGAAGCAUGGUUAUAUUGGUCUCUCUUGUGAUUUUGUUUUCAGUUUUUAUUUUUCGGAACGUUACUUUCCUUUCUAAAUGUUAAAGAUUUCUUUCUUUCUUUUGGGCAAAAAAUGUUAGAGAUUAUGUCUUGAAUAAAGUUUUAAAAUCUUCUUGA